Aspergillus puulaauensis is the source of this 426-nucleotide messenger RNA. RefSeq lists its product as uncharacterized. The record is from RefSeq and is a predicted model, not a curated record. The transcript has a single exon. Lineage: Eukaryota; Fungi; Ascomycota; Eurotiomycetes; Eurotiales; Aspergillaceae. Bases 1 to 426 code for a protein of 141 amino acids.
AUGAACAAAUCCACUCUAUCCGCCAUCCGAAAGCUCUCCACCCUCACCUCAGACCAAAAAACUGCCGUCAUAGACGCGAUCGCCGGAGAUAUGACUACCACGAUGAUCAGAAUAUCCCAAGAAAUCAACCGCGGGAAUCUGGACCCAGACAAUACCGCGCCUAUGGACAACUUUAUUCGCACCCUCCAGCGACACGAGAGAGCGGAGCUGCGAAAGCUAGAGCGGAAAAUCGCAGGAUAUCAGCGUCGAGCAAGGAUAUGGCGUGCUAAGCGACGGCUUAUACGUGUCAUCGUUGCGGAGAUGAAGCGGCAUACGGGGAGUUUGCACCAGUGCCCAAAAACCCUGGCGAAAGCGCUGGAAUCUCUGGAGAAGGGUUUAUGUUCGGAAUCGGGAUCGGGCAGUGGCGAAUCAUCGUCGGGACAAUAA